Trichophyton rubrum CBS 118892 is the source of this 498-nucleotide messenger RNA. RefSeq lists its product as uncharacterized. NCBI's taxonomy places the organism in Eukaryota, Fungi, Ascomycota, Eurotiomycetes, Onygenales, Arthrodermataceae. Gene Ontology annotation, cellular component: TRAPP complex. The transcript is spliced from 5 exons. Gene Ontology annotation, biological process: endoplasmic reticulum to Golgi vesicle-mediated transport. The record is from RefSeq and is a predicted model, not a curated record. The coding region runs from base 1 to 498 and encodes 165 amino acids.
AUGGUCGUCUACUCGUUCUUCAUCUUCGACCGGCAUGCGGAGUGCAUAUACCAACGACAAUGGUACCCACGUCCAGGCACAGCUGCCGGGGGAGCGAGCAAGGACCUACAUCCAUCGGACGGAGCGCUAUCGAACGGCCUGACGAAAGACUCUCACAAGUCGGGCUCUACGGACACUCGACUGGUGUUUGGGGCUGUCUUCUCGCUGCGAAACAUGGUACGGAAGCUCGGUGGUGAGGACGAUAACUUCGUGUGUUACCGGACGGGCCAGUAUAAGCUACACUACUACGAGACACCAACGAACCUGAAGUUUGUGAUGAUGACCGACACGAAGGCAAACAAUAUGCGCCUCGCCCUGCACCAGAUUUAUGUCAACCUGUACGUGGAAUACGUGGUGAAGAACCCUCUUUCUCCAGCCGAACAUCCUGGUGGCGUUGGAGUGUACAACGAGCUCUUCGAAGAGUCACUUGAGCAGUUUGUGACCCGAGUGCUCUCCUAG